AUGGAUGGGAAGUUCUCGAUGGAUAGUCAAAUACUGGAAGAAGUUAUACGUAGCGGGAACAUCCCUUGUCACGGUAGAACAGGAAUGUUGUGUGCUGGUGGUGGACUUCUACCUCCCGCCCUUCUUGAUGAGGCAAGAGUUCCAAAGUUCUACUUAGAUGCUCUUGUCGCCUGUGGGGGAACGUCAUCUAGUGCUCUUCCAAAUACUGGUCUCGUCUAUAAUCUAAUGGGAACAUCUGAGUUGCCAAAAGACGUGCUAUCACACAUUUGGUCUGCUGUAAACCGUGCGAAGCCAGGUCAACUGACUCGUCCAGAAUUCUUCUCUCUUCUUGCUUUAAUUGCGUUAGCACAAAAAGGAGAAUCAUUAGCUGCUCUAUGUGCAAUGGAUUCUCUUCCCAUUCCAUAUCUGAGUCCGGUUCAAGCAUUCCCAACUCCUUCCAAUCCAGCUCCAACCACGAGCACAUCAUCUUUUGUUCCAUUUGGAAAAAUCAAACCAUCCGCUUUCAUUCCAACUUCACUUCUGCCACGUCGGAGUAUGAGAAAGAAGCAAGAAUCAGGAUCGAAAGAAGCUUCUGCACAUAAUUCACCAGCUAAAGGAGCUGCCCAAGAUCUCGCUGGUCUCGAUUUCAGUGACAUUUCUGAUAUGAAAGAAGAUAUAAAAGAUGUAAACGAGACGCCACAGCAGACAUGCUGGCGAGAGACUGUUCAUGCUGUUUAUAUUGUUGUUGAGGAAGCGAACCAAAUAUUAAAAGAUGCUCAAAAAGAAGUUCUCCAAGAAAUUUCUGAAACUGAGAAGGGAAGUGCUUAUUUUAAAAGUUUAUCUAAAGCAUUCGAUACACUGGAGAGAGUUUGCAAGUCUGCUGGAGUACUACUAUCGAUCCAAUCCACGAAAGAAGCAGAAUACUGUCGCAAUUUAAGAAGAAAGUGGGAAACAUUUUUGGAGAGAAAUUCAGAUGACAAAGAAGGAGAUGUUGUGGAUGAUAAAAAGUGUAUGAUCUGUUUUCAACCUCUUCUAAAUCGUAUUGAAUUCGGUGGGCAGAAUUACGACGCAGCAUGUGCAAAUCUCUGGGUCAACGGAGUCAGUUCAACUCUUCCUAGUCUUCAUUUAAAAUAA
This is a messenger RNA of Caenorhabditis remanei, 1113 nucleotides long. RefSeq lists its product as uncharacterized. Gene Ontology annotation, cellular component: clathrin coat of trans-Golgi network vesicle. The coding region runs from base 1 to 1113 and encodes 370 amino acids. Lineage: Eukaryota; Metazoa; Nematoda; Chromadorea; Rhabditida; Rhabditidae. Gene Ontology annotation, molecular function: protein binding. The record is from RefSeq and is a predicted model, not a curated record. The transcript is spliced from 5 exons.